Haliotis rufescens (red abalone) is the source of this 827-nucleotide messenger RNA. RefSeq names its product sialate O-acetylesterase-like. The record is from RefSeq and is a predicted model, not a curated record. Gene Ontology annotation, molecular function: sialate O-acetylesterase activity. NCBI's taxonomy places the organism in Eukaryota, Metazoa, Mollusca, Gastropoda, Lepetellida, Haliotidae. Gene Ontology annotation, biological process: carbohydrate metabolic process. The coding region runs from base 238 to 717 and encodes 159 amino acids. The transcript is spliced from 3 exons.
CCUCAGCUACAAAUACCAUCACUCUUAAUAGCUCAGGUAUAUGUUCACUAACUAAUUCGGAAGUGUUUUGAUAAACAGUUGCGUUAUUCUUUCGCUGAAUGAGACAGUGUGACAAUUCCCUGACAGCUUGCUGGAUAUAGAAAUAACAGUCAUUUCCGAGGUGGUAUACCGGAUCUCCGCUGGGCUCAGACGGCGAACUAUGGGUAUGCUCCGAAUCCUAAACAGAAGAAUGUCUUUAUGGCUACAGCUGUGGACCUGCCGGACUUCGAAUCGCCUUAUACCCCUGUGCAUCCUCGCUUCAAGCAGGACAUUGCCUCCCGUCUGAUUCUGCCAGCCCUAGCAGUAGCCUAUCACAAGACAGGACUAGAUUAUGAAGGACCCUUCCCGUCUUCAUAUACAGUUGACAAUGCGGCCGAGACACUCACUAUUGAGUUCAACAAUGGGAAGACGCCGAUUGAAGUCAGGAACAACCAUGGUUAUGAGGUUUGCUGUUACGGCCACAAGAGCUGUCAGUCCUAUGAUCAUUGGGAAGAAGCUCCUAUCGUGAGUCACCAUACGGCGUCAGUUACGUUGUCAACGUCGGGGUGCGGUAACAGCCACCCCGCAGGUGUCCGUUAUCUAUGGUAUGAGACCCCGUGUCCUCUAAGGUCAUGCGCAGUGUAUGGCAGGGACAACGAUCUGCCUGCACCACCGUUUAAGAAAUACGACGGAUUUUAGUCGCCCAUUGUAGAUAUCACUACCCCGGAAUCAAUAAAGGGCUUUACUCUCAUGUUGAAUAUACGAUGAAUAUAUAAUGCAUACAUGCAAUAAAAUGACUGAUGCCAUCA